Molecule: messenger RNA, 399 nt
Organism: Coccomyxa subellipsoidea C-169
Lineage: Eukaryota; Viridiplantae; Chlorophyta; Trebouxiophyceae; Coccomyxaceae
Exons: 3
Coding region: 1-399 (132 amino acids)
Biological process (GO): mitochondrial translation
Cellular component (GO): mitochondrial large ribosomal subunit
Molecular function (GO): structural constituent of ribosome
Source: RefSeq, a predicted model, not a curated record
AUGGCACGGUUGGGAGUGUGGCAACUGAGAAAGCUAACGUUGAACUACUGCAAUAUUUCAGGCAGCUCAAGGGGAGCAAGGACCUUUGUGGAGGACUACCUGCCCACCUUCAAGCAGGAAAACCCCCAUUUGCAGGUCCUCGAAGACUUGCAACCUGGAAGACACCCAUAUCUCAAAGCAGAAUACCGGAAUGGAAGGGUGAGGACGGUAGGGGUCAAGAAUGAAUUGCCAGAUGGUGUUCUCCGGCAUGCUGUAAUGCUGAGAAGCGCAGCUGGCCGAUCAACACAUGUCAAAGUGAAAACUCGGCAGGUUCAGCCAGCCAUACGGACUGAGGAUGGCAAGCAUCAGCGAGCAUCCCCCAGUGUGCAAGGCAUGUGGCAGCCAAGUGCUGCACUGUGA